Molecule: messenger RNA, 1181 nt
Organism: Cuscuta europaea
Lineage: Eukaryota; Viridiplantae; Streptophyta; Magnoliopsida; Solanales; Convolvulaceae
Source: the annotation of a GenBank genome assembly
UAGAUUAGUAACUAUGCGCGGAUCCGAUCCUUUUCCACAUCCUUGGUAGCUUCCAGAACUGUCCUAAUUAAAGGGGCUUAAACUCCACUCUAAAUGAUAAUGGACAAGGUGACAGUGGAGGUGGAGACCGUGAAAAAAGAGUAUGAAGAAACAAUAAAGAAACUAGAGGAACACAUCAAUUCAAUCCGAGAGCAUGGAAAAUCUGGAUUGGGGUUAUCCUCUGCGACAUCAGAAGAGAAGAGCUCACUCCCCAGGCUAAAUGGUCUCGCACAAGAUAGCUUAAAUCAUCUUCAGUCGCUGCAAUUCAAGCUUGAUCUCUUGGCACCUCAGAUGCCCAUUGGUGAUCAGGUCCAGGAUGCUCAGUCUCUGGCAGAAUCUUGGAAAAAACAAAUAGAUAGCCUGAGGUUGUCUUUGAGAAGUGCAAAUUUGCAAGCCAAGGCUAAUAUGAGGAAAACUGCGCAAGAAGAGAGAGAAUUGCUUCUGGGAGGUGGAGGAGAAUCUACCAUUCGUAGACGUAACCUACAGACAAAAGCCGGAAUGACAUCUGCAGCUGAAAGCAUCACAGAGAGCCUUCGCCGAACUCGCCAAAUGAUGGUUCAAGAGGUUGAAAGAAGUGCGAGCACUCUCAUGACAUUUGAGGGAUCAACAGAAGUGUUGAGAAAAGCUGAAAGUGAGUACAAGGGGCACCGCUCAUUGCUGAUGCGAACCCGUAACCUUCUAUCCACAAUGCAACGUCAGGAUGUUCUUGAUAGGGUGAUACUUGUUGUGGGGUUUCUUCUAUUCUCUUUGGCAGUUCUAUUUGUUGUCUCAAAGCGUAUUGGGCUACUAAGGUUACAGCAAAAAGUUAUGGAAGCUGUAAAGAGUGGGGGUAUGACUGGGAAAAUGGAGGUUGUACCUGGGGCGGCUGCAGGAGAUUUUGUGGCUCCUUUAAAUAUACCCUUAGAACAACAUAUGCAUGAUGAACUUUGAAUUUUAUUGUUUAUUUUCAAGUUACUGGUAACAUCCCUGUCUGCACUGUGCUGUUUGGGUGGAGAUCAGGAAUACAUUAUGAACAUUUUGUAUCAUGAUUCUAUAUAUAUAUUGGCAUUUUUUUAUGGUGUAUAGUUGUGUGUAGAAAAGGCCAUGUUACGUUCCUAAACAUCUACAGCUUUUGCAGAAUUGCAGGACUUCAGAAUCCGUUC